CCCAACUUCACCUAACACCUCUAGUUCUCCGGAGACCGGAGAUGUUGACUUUGAUGCCUUUAUACUCCUCUUUGUUCUCUCAUCUCACUAAUUUCAAUGGCGUCUGCUUCAUCAUCAUCUUCUUCUUCUCUGCUAAAUCAUACCAGCUGCCAUGACGUUUUUUUAAGCUUUAGAGGUGAAGAUAAUCGUAAUUCAUUUACAGAUCAUCUCUAUGCAGCUUUAAAACGAGCAGGAGUUCGCACUUUUAGGGAUAAUGAUAAUAUCGACAGAGGUCAACAACUCAAGUCUGAAAUUGAGAGAGGAAUCAAAGAGUCUAGAGCUUCUAUAGUUGUAUUAUCAGAGAAGUAUGCGAAUUCCAGCUGGUGCCUUGACGAGCUUGUUUUGAUCCUUGAGCAAAGGCGGAGCAUAAAUCAUUUUGUUUUACCGGUGUUUUACCAUGUCGAUCCCUCAGAUGUUAGGAACCACAGACGACGUUUUGCAAUAGAAGUAGAGGAAGGAGUAGAAGGGUCAAAAUGGACAGAGUAUAAUGUCAAUCGAUGGAAGGUAGCCCUUUCAGAGGUUGCUAAUUUGACAGGAAUGGUUUAUUCGGGGUCUGAAACAGAGUUUAUCGCAAAAGUGGUUGAUACAAUUGACUGUAAACUAGAUUUGAAACUAGUUACUACUCCAGCUCAUCUAAUUGGAAUAGAUUCUCGAGCUAUAGCUAUCAACUCUUGGUUGGAAAAAGAGCAAUCUGGUGAUAACGUUCUAGCAAUUUGUGGCAUGGGAGGUAGUGGCAAGACGACUCUGGCCCAAUUCAUUUACAACUCAAACAAGCAAAAAUUUGGAAGCAGCAGUUACCUUGAAGAGAUUGGAAAGCACUCUAAACAGUCUGAUGGUUUGCUUGGGCUACAGAAACAACUUCUCACAGACAUUCUAGGUGGAAACAAUAUUGCAAGUAUAUCUAGUGUAUCUGCAGGGACAAGGAAGGUUGAGGAUGCCUUACAAGUGAAAAGGGCGAUUAUUAUUCUUGAUGAUAUUGAUGAACAUGACCAAUUAGACGCUUUACUUGGAACAAGGGCUUGUCAUACCCAAAGCAAGAUCAUAAUAACAACUAGGCUUUUAGAUAUACGUGCAUGGUUCAGGUCCAUAUCUUGGAAGUGCGAGGUGCAAAAAUCCGAAUUGUUGAAUGAUGAUGAAUCAUUACAGCUUUUGAGUUUCCAUGCAUUUGGAUCCAAAAUUCCUAUGGAAGGUUUCAAGGAGCUCGCAGUUCAGUUAGCAAAGUAUUGUGGUGGAAACCCACUAGCUCUUAAAGUAUUGGGUUCUUCUCUAUUUUCUGAUGCUGAAGUGCCAAGGGAGAAAAAUAGUAUGAUAGGGGUUUGGAGAAGUACAUUGAACUCACUGAAUUCAUUAAAAGGAGAUCUUGAUUGUAAAAUCCAAGGUAUACUACAAAAGAGCUUUGACUCACUACCACAUGCCAGUAACAAAGAGUUGUUUCUGCACAUUGUUUUUUUCUUUGUUGGUGAAUAUGAGGGUUAUGUGGCAAAGAUAUUGGAGCAUGACUGGCAAGCAAAGGCUGGGAUCAGGACCCUCAUUAAUAGAUGCCUUCUUACCAUCUCACCAAGUAAAAAAGUGAUGGUGCAUCAACUGCUUCAAGAGAUGGCAAGAAACAUAGUCCUUAAAGAGAACAAAGAUCCUGCAAAACGUAGUAGAGUCUCACAAAAUGAUGAAUCUUACCGUUUGUUGAGAAACGGAAAGGGUUCUAAAACAAUUGAAGGUCUAGCACUUGACAUGCAAAAGCUCGAGGAAGGGAUUACAUCAAAUCCAUCAACCCUUGAUACAGCUACACUUGCAAAAAUGGACAAACUGAAAUUGCUCAAGCUAGAACAUGUGGAACUCAAGGGGUCCUACAAGAAUUUUCCAGAAUUGAGAUGGUUGUAUUGGACGAGUUUUCGUUUGAAAAAAAUACCCUCCAGCUUAUUUGGGAGCAGCUUGGUGGCUAUACACAUGAGCUAUGGAUUUGUGGAAAAGUUUGAACCGCCCAUGGUUCUUAAUUCGCUGAAGAUCCUAAAUCUUAAAUGGUCCUUCAAUCUUGUCAAUAUCCGCCAUCUUUCCCGACUUCCUAAUCUCGAGACUUUGAUUCUCUCGUAUUGUUUCCGUCUCAGUCUGACUCAUGUUUUGGAAACCAUCAGAGGUCUUAAGAAGCUUUCUCUACUGGACUUUGGAGGGUGUAAUCAACCUUGGAAAGAUGAAGGAAUGCCAGCAUCAUUGUUGGUACCCUUUCCAGACUCGUUAAAGCUUUUGUUUCUCUAUCGCUGCAGUAAUCCGUUAACGCCCCUUACCAAUCUUAAAAUGCUUCGGGUACUCGAUGUGAGUAGUUGUCCAAAUAUAAAAUCCCUCCUUUGUCUCCCAAGUACUCUAGAAGAGCUGUGUACAUCUUGGUGUUCUUCACUGGAGAAAAUAACAUUUGAAUCCGCUGGGUUCAGAUUGCGGAAAUUUGAAUAUCUAGGUUGUGGAAACUUGUAUGAAAUUCAAGGCCUUUUCAAAUUGGUGCCGUUAGAAUAUCUUGAUGAAGCAGAUUUAGGACAUAUGAAAUGGAUCAAAGGAUAUCAUGAUACUAAGGAGAUGCACAUAUGUGAUGAUUUCACAACAUACCGUUCGCAUAGAGCGGUGCUGUAUGAAUAUGGUAUAAUGAGCACAUAUCUGGCACGCAUAAGGGAUCAAAGCAUGCCAACGCCCGAAUAUAUGUCAUCGUCUGCAUUCUUAUCCUUUCGUGUGCCUUCUUGUCCUGAGAAUGGCAGAAUCCGUGGAUUAAACAUAACCGCCUCAUACAGAGGAUCAGGCAUAUCUUUAUCUGCAGCAUACAGGGAUAAAUAUACGCGGGCUUUGUUUGCCAAAGUCAGCAAUACAAGCAAGGGCCUUACUUGGAUGUAUAACCCUGUGAUCUAUGCCAAUGUGGAAGUUGGAGAAGAUGCUGUGUGGUUUAGCUAUUGGCCCAUUGGGAACAUUUUAGACGCUGGUGAUGAAAUCAAUGUGUCCAUCAUUGUGGGGGAUGGAUGGAUGGUAAGCAGGUGUGGUGUCAGCCUUGUGUUCAUGGAUGAUGAUGAAGUAGAGCCAAAAUACUACAAAGAUUACAAGAAAGAGGUAGAAGUUAUCGGAGGAGAUCUAUCUGAAUUUGAGCUGACCACAGGAGCCUACUAUCUCUGUCGUCGCGAUUACUUCAAGUCAACCACCCCUGAUUGGUUAAAUAUGUUAGUUGGUGAUACCAUUCCACGUAAAGAUUUACAUGGAUGGAGAAAAUCUCAUCAGAGCGACUAUAAAACAUCAUAUAUGGAGCCGUUUGCUUACAGAGACGACCGAUAUUCCGAUUGA
Lactuca virosa is the source of this 3348-nucleotide messenger RNA. NCBI's taxonomy places the organism in Eukaryota, Viridiplantae, Streptophyta, Magnoliopsida, Asterales, Asteraceae. The record is from the annotation of a GenBank genome assembly.